Messenger RNA from Linderina pennispora, 2657 nucleotides. RefSeq names its product oligopeptide transporter 1. The transcript is spliced from 3 exons. The record is from RefSeq and is a predicted model, not a curated record. NCBI's taxonomy places the organism in Eukaryota, Fungi, Kickxellomycota, Kickxellomycetes, Kickxellales, Kickxellaceae. Gene Ontology annotation, biological process: transmembrane transport. Gene Ontology annotation, molecular function: oligopeptide transmembrane transporter activity. Bases 103 to 2253 code for a protein of 716 amino acids.
CACGAAUACUCUCUUCAAUAAUCAUUCUGCUAUUUUGCUCAUUUUACCCUUGCUAUAUUCCCUACUCUAGAAUAAUUCAACUAUUGUGUACACGACCUGACCAUGGCGACCCAAGUCGAAAGCCAGGGAGUUCACGAUGAGCUCCAGCACGAGGAAUUCAAGGCUGGUGUCGAGAAGAACGGCCAGUACAAUGAGGAGGAGGAGGAGGAGGAUUCCCCCUUUGAGAUGGUCCGCGUUGCUGUCUCCAACAAGGACGACCCCGACCUGCCCUGCCUGACUUUCCGCUCAUGGAUUCUCGGUAUCAUCUUUGCAGCUGCCCUUGCCUUUGUCAACCAGUUCUUCUUCUUCCGCGAAAACCCCAUCACUCUGGGCGGCUAUGUCGUGCAGCUGCUGUCGUUCCCGCUGGGUUUUGCCAUGUCCAAGGUGCUACCGACGCGCAAGUUCCGCACAUUCGGCUUCGAGUGGACCAUGAACCCGGGCAAGUUCAACAUCAAGGAGCAUGUGCUCAUCUCCAUCUUUGCCGGCACGUCGGUGGGCGUUGCCUACGCCAUCGAUGUCGUGACCAUCAAGAAGAUGUGGUACAAGUCCGACAUGGGCUUCGGUCCCAGUGUGCUGUUCCUGCUGUCGUCGCAGGUCAUGGGCUACUCGUUUGCCGGUCUGUCGCGCGAGUUCCUGGUCUACCCCUCCGCUAUGAUCUGGCCGGCCACGCUGGUGUCGGUGACCCUGUUCCGUACCUUCCACGAGCACUCGGUCUGGAACGGCUGGUCGCGCACACGCAUGUUCUGGGUCUGCUUCGCUGCCAGCUUUGCGUGGUACUGGGUCCCCGCCACCAUCUUCCCGACGCUGUCGAUGAUUGCAAUUCUGUGCUUUGCUGCCCCCAACAACGUCAUUGCGCAGCAGAUUGGUGACGCGCCCCACGGUCUGGGCAUCCUCAACCUCACGCUGGACUGGAGCUACAUCUCGUCGGGUUUCACGGGCUCGCCCAUUGCCAUCCCGUGGGUCAUGGCUGCCAACGUGUUUGCCGGCUUUGUCAUCAUCAUGUGGAUCAUCACCCCGAUUGGCUACUACACCAACACCUGGGGCCACGGCAUCUACCCGAUCUACACCGCGUCGCUGUACCUGCCGGACGGCGGCCGGUACAACAUCAGCAAGGUCAUGACACCUGACCAGAACUUGGACCCUGUCAAGUACGAGGAGUACGGCCACCUGCGCAUGUCGUUCCACUUUGGUCUGACCUACGGCAUUGGCUUCGCCGGCCUGAUGACUGUGCUGUCAUACAUUGCUCUGCACCACGGCAAGGAUAUUGUGCAGCGCGUCCCGCAGUGGUGGUACCUGGUCACCUUUGCCAUCACCUUCGCCAUGUCGAUCAUUGUGUGUGAGGUGUGGAACCUCAUGAACUGGUACUGGGUCAUUCUCAGUGUCGUGCUGCCCUUCAUCUUCACCAUCCCGAUUGGCAUCAUCCAGGCGCUCAGCAACCAGCAGCCGGGCCUCAACAUCAUCACCGAGUUCAUCAUCGGCUACGGCCGGGUUGGCGACCCCAUCGCCAACGUCACCUUCAAGGUGUACGGCUACAUCACCAUGGCCCAGGCGCUGCUGCUCGUCUCGGACCAGAAGCUCGGCCACUACAUGAAGAUCCCGCCUCGCACGCUGUUCAUUGCCCAGCUGGUGGGCACCAUCAUCUGCGCCUUUGUGCAGCUGGGUGUCGCGUACUGGCUCAUGAACACGGUCAAGGACAUGUGCACACCCGAGGGCCGCCCGUGGACCUGUAUCCAGGCCAACACCUUCUACUCGGCGUCGGUCAUCUGGGGUCUGGUUGGCCCGGGCCGCAUGUUCGGCAGCGACAGCCCCUACCACGUCGGCCUCUACCUGUUCAUUGUCGGCGUGUUCCUGCCUGUGCCGUUCUGGUACCUGCAGAAGCGCUACCCGAACAGCCUGUGGAAGCACGUCCACAUCCCGCUGCUGUUCUCGGCCUCGGGUUACAUGCCGCCGGCGCCGUCGCACAUCUACGUCAACUGGUUCAUUGCCUGCACUAUCUUCAACUACUUCAUCCACAAGUACCGCAACCAGUGGUGGCAGCGCUAUGCGUUCUCGCUGUCGGCCGGCCUUGACUGCGGUCUCGCGAUCUCGGGUAUCGUUAUCUUCUUUGCGUUCCAGAACGUGGUGGUUCCGACCUGGUGGGGCAACCCCGAGUCUGGCACGCACUGCCCGCUGGCGAACACUGGAUUCAAGCCUCUUCCAGAGCCCAUCGCUUAGUGUUAUUUCAGUCCACUCAUUCGAAGAAUAUGCUCACACAGUGUCCAGUCAGAAUCUGAGGUUGCAUUGCCCGCUAGCCCAAGCCUAACCCCGUGCAGGCAGCGUGGGUCGCAGCAAUGGCAAGCUAUGAGCAGCAUGUGCAAUAUAUAUUGGCCAGUCGCUCACAGGCUGGGUCAGUCUGUGGGGUAUGGCAUUGACGCUGGCGUUGGCGUUGGCGUGCGGAGGGCUGUGUGCUGGCCAUCUCUCCCACAGAGCACAGCCGCUGUGUGAAAUGGACAAGGGUUCAGGGGCUCAAGGGCAGUGCGAUCCGCAUAUGUUCUAGGCGGAAGCAUCCCAGCUGGUCGGCUGCAUGGCAGACAAAGCGUCCGCCUGCAUAUGCCGCUCCUGGAUCAGGUGGCCAUGGG